ACUUUAUAUUUUAUUAUUUUAUUAUACAAAUAAACCCAAAUUCAAAAUCAAGAACGUUAGGGCGCGUUCAUAGAUCCAAACACCCGCUUAAAUCUUAACCUCCUUCGCUCCCCCCUCCACGUUGUCCCCGCCCAUUUUACAGUCGACUUCGAAGUUCAAAUCUCUCUCUCGCCUCUCUCAUGGAUGCUGAUGACGAUAUGACCGAAGAACAAAGGAAUCGAGCCGAAGCCAACCGCCUGACUGCCCUCGCCAGGCGUAAGGCCGCCGCAGCCACCGGCACCGUGCACGACCCAUGGGGGCUAUUCAAAUGCCGCAAGAUCUCUCGUAAACUUCCCGCUUUCCCCGAACCUCAAACUCCACUAUACGAUUCCUUUCCCAAGCCCGAAACCCCUUUGGCCCAGAAGUUUCGGGCGUGGCUUGAAAUUUGCUCCCCUGAUUCUUUCUCCGUCACUCCUGUUGCGGCCCAGGGUUUCGUGUAUCCAGGUGAAAACGAGUGCUUGGCGAAACUCCGCGAUUGCCUCUCCGAUGUGCUGGCUUCUCACUACACUCAAAAUCAUGGUGGGGAAAUGGCUUGUGUUUAUAAACUUAGAGACUAUGAUAAGGUUGUUAGAAGUUUAAAGAAAUCCAAAGGCAUUGAGGUUGAAGAGAUACCUUGGGGAACAUUUAAUGUCGUUGAGAAGCUUUCACAUUCCUAUAUUGAGGGGCGGUGGAUCCCAUGUAGGCCUGAACACUUGCCUAGUGAUAAAGUUGAUGAAUUAAUUGAGAAUCUUCCAAGAUCCUUGGUAGAUGUACUCAUGCCUUUUCAACUUGAUGGCGUCAAAUUUGGGUUACAGAGGGGUGGUCGGUGUCUCAUUGCAGAUGAAAUGGGGUUAGGGAAGACACUCCAGGCCAUUGCUAUAGCAAGUUGUUUCAUGAAUGAAGGUUCUAUGCUUGUUGUUUGUCCGGCUAUUCUGCGAUUUUCAUGGGCAGAAGAACUGGAGCGUUGGCUGCCCUUGUGUUUACCUGCAGAUAUCCAUCUUGUUUUUAAUCAUCGCGAUAAUCCUGCCAAUUUAAUGAAAUGUCCAAGAAUUGUGAUUACUUCAUAUACAAUGCUUCAUCAUUUGCGGAAAAGCAUGCUUGAGUUGGAAUGGGCAAUAUUGAUAGUUGACGAAUCUCAUCAUGUACGAUGCACAAAGAAAAUGACGGAAUCAGAGGAGAUCAAAGUUGUACUUGAUUUGGCAUCCAAGGUCAAACGCAUAAUUCUGUUAUCAGGGACACCUUCUUUGUCAAGGCCUUAUGACAUUUUCCAUCAAAUAAAUAUGUUAUGGCCUGGUUUACUGGGAAAGAAUAAAUACGAGUUUGCAAAAACUUAUUGUGAUGUCAAAUUUGCCCGGGCUUCUCGAGAGAAAAUUUUCCAGGAUUUCUCAAAGGGUAUUCGUUUGGAGGAGUUGAAUGUGUUACUUAAGCAAACUGUUAUGAUACGGCGUUUGAAGGAGCAUGUGCUAGUGCAAUUACCACCCAAGCAUCGAAAAAUUAUAACAUUGCCAGUGAAGAGAUCAGAUGUUGUUUCAGCUAUGGCUGCAAUUGGGACACUCAAUUCCUUUGCUUUAUGUCAACAUAUUAAUAAAGAGAAAGGAUCUGUUGGAAGUGGUCAUUGUGUUGCAUGUGCUCAAAAAAUCUCUGAAGCACUUGGCUUUGCAAAGCUAUCUGGGUUUUGUGAGUGGCUUUCUUUUCAUCCAGUUAGUGCAGAGUGGGAUGCGAACUUGGAUAUCAACCGUCCUCAGAAAAUGAUAAUUUUUGCUCAUCACCAUAAUGUUCUUAAUGGAGUACAGGAGAUCCUAUGUAAGAAAGGAAUCGGCUUUGUCCGCAUUGAUGGGAAGACACCUGAAAGAGAUAGGCAUUCUGCUAUAGUCUCGUUCCAGUCAUCAAUAGAGGUAAAGAUUGCAAUAAUUGGUGUCACUGCAGCCUGCCAAGGACUCAAUUUGACAAUCGCUCAGCAUGUUGUCUUUUUGGAACUACCCCAGAUGCCAUCUAUAUUGUCUCAGGGUGAGGACAGAGCUCAUAGGCUAGGGCAAACCAGCUCUGUAAACAUAUACAUCUUCUGCGCAAAGGGUAGUUUAGAUGAAUCACGCUGGCAGAAUUUGAACGAGAGCUUGCGCCGCGUUUCAUCUACAACUAAUGGAAAGUAUGACGCAAUACAGGAAAUAGAGGUUGAAGAUGUUUCUUACUUUGAAACAUCUGAUGCAUUUGAUGCAGGCCAUGAACAGGGCUUAGAGAAUUCUGCAUUCAGUGAGCUCUAUUCUGAGCAAAUGAAUUUGCUGAAUAAUGGUUUAGAUCAGGAUAAGCAUUUUGUUCAAGCAUAUGAUAAAACACUUGAAAAGUUUCAGAAUGAAAAGACUGGUACGGCUUCUGAUCUGGAAAUGGAGAAAGAUUUUUUUUCAAACAGAGACAUGGGAGGAAAUUUGCCAGAAGAAAUUGGAAGCCCUGGUAAAAUUUUCUCAUGUAAUUUGAACAAGGAUAGCAAACAGCAGGGUCAAUUUAAAAUGGAAGGGAGUAUCUUCCUCAAAGGGACAGAAGCAGAAAAUGGGGGACCUUUUCAGGAAAUUGAAGCGGAUGAAAGUUACUCCAACCAAGUGAAUUCCCUGCGAUUUGAGGUGAGUCAACAUACAGGAAGGAUCCACUUGUAUUCUUGCAUUCCUGGGACAGAUUCAAGACCAAGGCCACUUUUUCAGAAUUUCCAGCCAGAGGAAUUUGAUUCACUGAGUGCUACUGCAGCAGUAAACAGGAAAACCAAUUUCCAUUUUAUUAAAGAAAGUCCAUCAUAUAGGCAUGCUGUUCUGGCAUUCAUUAAUGACUGGAACAAUUUAAAACCUAUCGAACGAAAAAGAUUGCUUGGAAAACCUCUACAACUUCCUCUAGCUGUUGAGUUGUGCUACUUGGAAGAAAGUAUUAACCAUAACAAGAAGGGAUUGCUGAAUGGUGGAAGCAAGCGACGCACUACACCUCUUUGUGAAGUAAGCUGUCCAUUACCAUCAAAUGCUGUGUGGAGGAAAGUCCAUCUCUGCGGUGGCUAUAAGAGAAAGGAGAAUGAAUACACACAGGGUUGGACCUUGACUGAUGAACCUCUCUGUAAACUUUGCCAAAAACUGUGCACGAGCAAUAAUGCGAAGACACCUGAAUUUUUCGAGGAUCUCUUUUGUAAUUUGAGCUGUUACGAAGAAUACCGCCUAAGAACGAGUAAUAAAUUUCUUCGUCAGGAACUUUUCGAAAUUGAACAUGGUGUUUGCACAAUUUGCCAAUUAGAUUGCCACAAACUUGUGCAAUACAUAAAACCUUUAUCAUUGGGAAGUCGACAAGAGUACAUUCAGAAAAUAGCACCAAAUAUUGCAAAGCAGAAGAAAUUGCUUGACAAGCUUGUCAAUUGCCCAAUUGAGGGCAACGCAUGGCAUGCUGACCACAUUGUUCCUGUUUACCGUGGGGGAGGUGAAUGCAGGCUAGAGAACUUGAGGACUUUGUGCGUGGCGUGUCAUUCUGAUGUUACCGCAACUCAGUGUGCUGAAAGGCGUGCAAUAAAAUCGCAAGCUAAGAAACAACUUGAAGUCAUCAUAAGUGACAUGAGAAGUGGUCAAACAAAAAUCAAAGGAGAAACUGAUGCUAAUUUAAAGGACAAGGAACACUUGAGUUUGAAAGAGAACAAAGUUGAGUGUGAGCUUUUAAUCAACAUUCCAGGAAGUGCAUACACAGAAAGGAAAUGCACAGGCAGUAAAAGUGAAGACUUGGAUAAGCAAUGCUGAAUAACUUCAUCCAGAAAGCAGCUUCUAAUCCAUCUGUCCGUCGUUGUUGCUUGUAACUCAAAUUUUUUUAUUGUGUACUCAAUUCCAUGAAAUUUACUAAUCAACAUUCCAGGAAGAGCAUACUCAGAAAGGAAAUGCACAGGCAGUAAAAGUGAAGACUUGGAUAAACGAUGCUGAAUAACUUCAUCCAGAAAGCAGCUUCUAAUCCAUCUGUCCGUCUUUGUUGCUUGGAUAAACAAUGCUGAAUAAAUUCCAUGAAAUUUACACAAUGUAUUAUAUAGAAGCACAUGAUUCUCAAGGAGAAGAGAAAUGUCUUCAUUCUUGUGACACUAUAUGAAUACGAUACUGUUGGCAUCAGGCUGGCUGCUUGGGAAUGGAACCUCUUUCUAGCUCUUGCUAAAUUUGGUUUUGACACAGCAUGGCUUAUGAUUUUCUAUUUGAAAUGAAGCCCACAGGGGCAUUAUACU
Molecule: messenger RNA, 4240 nt
Organism: Malania oleifera
Lineage: Eukaryota; Viridiplantae; Streptophyta; Magnoliopsida; Santalales; Ximeniaceae
Exons: 24
Coding region: 180-3773 (1197 amino acids)
Biological process (GO): DNA repair; replication fork processing
Cellular component (GO): nuclear replication fork
Molecular function (GO): endonuclease activity; ATP binding; zinc ion binding
Source: RefSeq, a predicted model, not a curated record